This is a messenger RNA of Spodoptera litura, 1538 nucleotides long. RefSeq lists its product as uncharacterized. The record is from RefSeq and is a predicted model, not a curated record. Lineage: Eukaryota; Metazoa; Arthropoda; Insecta; Lepidoptera; Noctuidae.
GUGAAUCAACAAAAGGAAGAAAACGAUUGCGGUGGCAAAAAUAAAAAUAUUACCUAUAGUCAAUUUUUAAAGUGGAAAUAACAUAUUCAUUAGUUAAAUAAUCUAUUUUUAUUCGAAUUAAUUAUAAAAAAUGCCUCGCAAACCGUGUUACUGGACACGAAAACUGGAAUUAGAUUUGAUUGAUUUUGUUCGCCAAAGAGAUUACAUAUGGCGGCCUGCUGGGAACACGAAUCAUCAUAUUCAACAAAAAUACAAAGCUUACGCUGAAUUUGCAGCGAUAUUAGGACGUGGAUUUACAGCUCGUUCUGUUAGAGAUCGCUGGGUGAACAUUAGGAGUACCUUCAACCACAACCAUAGAAGAGUUGAACGAUCCAAGCUUAAAGCAAAAACUGCUUCGGACAUAUAUGUCCCAUGCUGGCCGCUGUGGAAGCCAUUACAGUUUCUCAAAGACGUUUGCAAGAAAGAAGAUGGAAAUUUUGAGUUCUAUGAGCCGACAUCCAGUGAAAUGAAACAGUUGACGGAGAACAUAAAUGUUAAAGAGGAACAACAACCUGAAUUUGAGAACGAAAUGGUUCUCAAUAUACGUCAGCGAAGCCAACGAACAGACAGACCUCGGCACAAAAUAAGAAUACCUCAUAAAUCAAGUAGAAAAACUAAAUGUAAACAAGUAAUCGAUGACCUUCUGUUGGCUAUGAAGCCUCUUGCAUCUGAUCCAUUGCUGGAACAAAACUACUGGUUCUUUGGGAAGCAUGUGACAGAACAACUGAACAGUAUGAGAAGAAUUAAUGCUGAGAGCGCUGCUGUUGAAAUAGUAAAUCUCUUAAAUGAAUGGCAACCCGAUUAGCACAGUAAGGACUAGUGGCUUGGUUACAGCUACAUAUAAUUCGUUCCUCAUGAUCCAUCAUUCAUCUGUAUCUUGAGGAGCAGCUGAUCAAUCUAGCUAGAUUGUUGACAGGAUCACAGGCGUGGUCAAAUCCAAAUUCUAAAUUUUUGUUGGUCGGGUCUGGUUCAUCCAAGAUAUUGUCUCGGCUUUUGUAUAUUCUGAAGUUGGUCAGUCCCUGUACAAUAUGAAUAUUCUGCUCAUUCGUGAAGUUGGAUGAGAAAAUAGAAUAAUUGAUUUUGGAAACAUAUUCGUUUGUAUAAAUAAAGUUUCGUCAAUUUAAUUAUUUGACUGAACAGAAUGAUCAGGUUUCUGUGUCAGUUUUAUUGUCAUAUUUUGUAAGUGUCUUGUUGUUUAGUGACAGACAAUUGUUUGGUAAAAAAAGGUCAAUUAAAGUCUUGGUUACUAUUGUUAAAAGAAAGUUCUAAUUUCUUGUAUCCUCUUGCAUAGUGUUAAAUGCUCUUCUGCAUGAGUUUUCAUUUGGUAUAUGAUUCAUCUUCUCAUUUUAAUUUACAUAUAGUUGGCCACUAUCUUUAAAUAUUAUUUUAUCUACAAUAUUCAUCAGAGGUGGUGAGUAUUACCUGUAAAGGAAACAAAUUAAAAUAAACAAACAUCAAGUAUAAUAGUAAUAUUGUAAGAGAAGGUGUCGCGGAGAACC